GGCCGGGCACCCUCGGGCGGGUGUACGAGGCUCCUGACUCGCGGAUUGGAGCCCCUCGCCCCGGAGAGAUCUGUCGGGCGGGGCGCCGUGCGACGGCAGCCGCUCCUUGCUCCGCUCCGCGCCUGCGCGCCCGCGGCCCCGCCCCGGAGCCGCUGCUGCCCCGGGCGGGCGGAAGGAGCUGGGCCGGGCCCGGAGCCGCCGGCCUGCCGAGGGUGGCAGUGAGCGGCUGGGGCUGCGGCCGCCGUGCCCACAGACAGCACCGCUGCCAGCGAACCUGCACCCGCACUGCGGGUCUGUUCUAGACGUAACUGUCUGAUUUUAAACAAUGAACAGCGUUGCGAAAAGCCUUCUGAAAUCAGUGAAACACGGCCGAGCUGCGUGGCUGAGAAGCAGCUCGGCUCACUCUGGGAAACAGCAUCUUGGGAAACUAGUCCUGGGAAUAGAGACGAGCUGCGAUGACACUGGCGCUGCUGUGGUGGACGAUGCCGGCAACAUUCUGGGAGAAGCGCUGCACUCUCAGAAGAACGUCCACUUACAAGCAGGUGGAAUAAUUCCUGUGGUGGCACAGCAGCUUCACAGAGAAAACAUUGAGCGAGUUGUAAAAGAGGCGCUUCACGUCAGUGGAGUUUCUGUACGUGAACUUGCAGCUAUCGCGACUACGGUAAAGCCAGGACUUGCGCUAAGCCUGGGAGUGGGCCUGCAGUACAGCCUGAACCUGGUGAAGGAGCACCGAAAGCCGUUCAUCCCCAUCCACCACAUGGAGGCUCAUGCGCUGACCGUCAGACUCACCCAUCCUGUGGAAUUUCCCUUCUUAGUUCUUUUACUCUCUGGAGGUCACUGCAUCUUGGCAGUAGCACAAGGGGUUUCAGAUUUCCUUCUGCUUGGACAGUCCCUGGAUAUAGCGCCGGGGGACAUGCUGGAUAAGGUAGCCAGAAGACUGUCUUUAAGAAAGCAUGUGGAGUGUCACAGCAUGGCUGGCGGGAAAGCAAUAGAGCACUUGGCUCAGUCGGGAAACCGGCACCAGCACACGUUCAGACUUCCCAUGCAACAGUAUCGGAACUGUGAUUUUUCUUUUUCUGGACUUCAGUGCCUUGUCAAUAAAGCCAUUAUACAAAAAGAAAAAGAAGAAGGUAUUCAAGAAGGUGAGAUCCUAUCCUGUGUUAAGGAUAUUGCUGCUGCUGUACAGCAUGCGGUGGCUGUUCACAUUAUCCAGCGGACAUACCGAGCUAUGCUGUUCUGCACAAAAAAUAGCAUAUUAUCAUCAAAAAAUGCUACUUUGGUCGUAUCAGGAGGAGUUGCAAGUAAUCAGUAUAUACGAAAAGGGCUACAGACUUUGGCAGAUGUAAAUGAUUUUGCUUUUCUGUGUCCUCCUCCAAGACUCUGCACUGAUAAUGGCGUUAUGAUUGCAUGGAAUGGUAUUGAACGGUUACGUGCAGGACUUGGUGUUUUACACAGUACCGACGGCGUCCGCUAUGAACCAAAAGCUCCCCUUGGAAUUGAUAUUUCAAAAAGAGUUGAAGAAGAUUCCAUCAAGGUGCCAAAACUAAAAAAGAAGAUACGAUGACCCUGCCCAGCAGUAUCUGUACACAUCUGGCUCACUGAUUUCAACAUAGAUGAAAGACUGGAAUUUGUGAAACUAACAGUAAGCAAAACCUUUUUUCCUCCAUAUUAUACCUCACCUGUCAAUUAUGCUGGUUUUUGGUGCUGGUCAUACCUUUCCUGGGGUCAACAAGCCAGUCAGCCUUGCUGCUCAAAAGUAUCUCGCUGCCUGCAAACUCUCUGAACAUUGAGGAUGAAAUCGCUGAUAAAAUCCAACACAGAUUUCCCAUUGGGGGAACUGGAGGUCGAGUGGUGCCAAUAUGUCCCAUGCCCCUCAAAACUACCCUUGUUUGGACCAGAAAUCUCCUUGCAUGCUACUAAAAAUACAAUUAACAGACCACUGUUAUGUCUCUCUCAUAUCCACUAUGUGUUUGAGUCUAUACAGCAAAUAUUAUUAUAUUUUUUAAUUAAAAAUACCUAAAGCUUUUCCAAAAGAAGCACAUGGGAGCAAUGCCCCAAGUUAUUAUAUAAAAGAUUUUCUGAAAUAUUUAGGUGGCAAUACCUUGUAACAAGGAAUUGGAAAUGCUGUCAUGACAGAUUUCUGGUCUAUCUCAAUAAAACACAUAAAACAGAUUACAGUUGAUAAAUCUGUGCUCAAUGUGUAGUUAUUGAUGGCCUUUUGAUAAACUGAUUAUAGAGCAUACAAGGUCUUGAAAGGUUUGUUUCACUGUCUCAUUCUGUACAUUUUUAAAAUUGUGGCUGAAAACAGAGCACAGAAGCAAGCAGCGAAAUUGCAGCUUAUACCGUUUUGAAAGCAGCUGCUAACUUCUGAAAAACUACUUACAAUCAUCUUUGGUUUAAAAAAAAAUAAAAUUCAGUAGACUCGUACACAUAAAGACUAUGAAAUAUAAAAUACCAACUAGAAAUAAUAGGGUAGAUUUCUGGAACUAUAAUGGAAUCAAAUUUAAUAUGAAUCAACUAUAUAGUGCUAAAAGAGGCAUGUAUUUGGUCUUUAUUGUAGGAAUAACACAUAAGAGACAAGAAAUACAAGGUUGGGUUUUCUUACUGCAGUAAGAGGCUGACUGAAACAAUGAAGGUGAUACACUGAAGAACUCCCAGUCUAUUAAAAUGUGUUAUAAAACCAGUGUUCAGUUGUUCUUCAGUGCAGGAGGGAUUAAAAUAUUUAGCUUAAUUUGCAGAAAAGGCUUAAAAAAAUGUUAGGAAAAGCUUUCUAAUUUUAAGGAAGGGAAGUAAGGGAGUAUGUUACCUAUUGAAACGGAUUGCUCAGUCACUGCAUGCUAGGUAUUAAAUACUUCAUUCUUUACUCAAAUCAAGGAUGUAAACGAGAUGACCUCUGGAGAUCCCUGCAGCCCUACACUGCCAUAAUGUUCACAAUAUAUAUGCCUUGUCCUCACUGCGUAUUAACCUUCUGGAUAUUAUUAAAACCUAUAGAAUGCAAUAA
Molecule: messenger RNA, 3001 nt
Organism: Columba livia (rock pigeon)
Lineage: Eukaryota; Metazoa; Chordata; Aves; Columbiformes; Columbidae
Gene: OSGEPL1
Product: O-sialoglycoprotein endopeptidase like 1
Exons: 8
Coding region: 326-1564 (412 amino acids)
Biological process (GO): tRNA threonylcarbamoyladenosine modification
Cellular component (GO): mitochondrion
Source: RefSeq, a predicted model, not a curated record